AUGUCGAGUUACAAAGUUUGGUUUUAUCAUGGAGAAACUGAUGCUUAUCACGUGGGUAGUACAAGUGAAAAUGUGCCUGAAAGGGUAGAAGAAUCUAGAUUGGAAGAAGGAGGUGUAGGAACGGUUCAAAUGGUUCAUGAUGCACAUAGAGAACUUAUGCAAGAAUUUAUAGAACCUGCAAAUAUAGUAGAAGAACCAAAUUUAGAAGUCAAAAGAUUCUACGAUAUGCUAGAUGCAUCGAAGAGUCAUUUAUAUGAAGGUUGUAAGGAAGGACAUUCUCCUUUAUACGCUGCAACUAGGAUGAUGAAUAUAAAGACGGAUUAUAACUUGGCAGAAAAUUGUGUAGAUGCUUGGGCAGAUUUUGUUAAAGAUAUUUUACCCGAAGACAACAUCUCACCAGCUUCGUAUAAUGAAAUUGAGAAGCUUGUUUCUGGUCUUGGUUUGCCAUAUCAGAUGAUCGAUGUUUGUAUCGAAAACUGUAUGAUUUAUUGGCAAUCAGACGCAGAGUAUUUAGCUUGUCGAUUUUGUGGAAAACCCCGGUUUCAAAAUACAAGUGGGAGGUCCCGAGUAGCGUUUAAGCAUAUGUGGUAUUUGCCAUUGGCCGAUCGGUUGAAAAGGUUAUAUCAAGCAGAGCGGACAGCUGCAGCUAUGAGAUGGCACCAUGAGCAUUCAAUUGAUGGCGAGAUCGCGCAUCCCUCAGAUGCAGAGGCAUGGAAACAUUUUCAGAGAAUUUUUCCAAGUUUUGCGGAAGAAAGUAGGAAUGUCUACCUUGGACUAUGUACAGAUGGUUUUAACCCUUUUGGGAAACAUGGACGCCAAUAUUCUUUAUGGCCAUUGAUUCUCAAAUCUUACAAUUUGCCUCUGUCUUUGUGCAUGAAGAGAGAGUUUCUAUUUCUGUCUAUCCUUGUUCCUGGUCCAGAACACCCAAAGAGAUCUCUUGAUGUCUUCUUACAACCUUUGAUUCAUGAGUUACAAGUUCUAUGGGAGCACGGAGUUCAAGCCUAUGAUGUAUCCUGGCAGCAAAAUUUUAUGAUGCGUGCGGUGCUUAUGUGGACUUUUAGAGAUUUUCCAGCUUACGGAAUGUUAUCUGGAUGGACAACGCAUGGGCGAUUAUCAUGCCCAUACUGUCAGGAUAAUACAGAUGCAUUUCAGUUAAAACAUGGAACAAAGACCUGUUGGUUUGAUUGUCAUAGACGUUUCCUACCACGGUCGCAUCCUUAUCGUCGUAACAAAAAAAGUUUUAAGAAAAACCAUGUAGUUUCUAAUGGUCCCCCACCUGAGUUAGAUGGGGAAAAUCUAUUGAUGCAGCUUAGGGAUUUUGGCGCAGAGAAGAAGACAUAUUGCGGGGGUAGUGUGCAUAAUCCAGUAGACGGGUAUGGAGAAUUUCAUAAUUGGCACAAACAUAGUAUCUUCGGGGUGUUGCCUUAUUGGAAAAAUCUCUUGUUGAGACACAAUCUAGAUGUCAUGCACGUUAAGAAAAAUGUGUUCGAUAACUUGAUGAAUACGGUUUUAAAUGUCCCAGGGAAGACAAAAGACAAUAUCAAAUCGAUAUUAGACUUGCCUUCAAUAUGCAAUCGGCCUCAUUUACAUGUCUUAUCAAGUGGAAGAGGUCCAAUCCCUAGAUUCAGAUUAGAUGGAGAUGCUAAGGAUGCAUUAUUUAGGUGGAUUGUCCGAAAGGUUAAGUUCCCUGACGGGUACGCUUCCAACUUACGAAAUUAUGUUGAUAACCAAGAAGGUCGAUUAUCAGGGAUGAAAAGUCAUGAUUGUCAUGUGUUUAUGCAACGAUUACUACCAUUUGCAUUUGUAAAUCUCCUCCCCAAAAACGAACAUGAAGCUAUUGCAUGUAACCUUUAUUGA
This is a messenger RNA of Camelina sativa (false flax), 1857 nucleotides long. Lineage: Eukaryota; Viridiplantae; Streptophyta; Magnoliopsida; Brassicales; Brassicaceae. The record is from RefSeq and is a predicted model, not a curated record.